AUGGUUUUAAUAAUGGCGCAUAGGCGAAUUCUCUUCUUCCCAUAUGGAAACCACGUUGAGCAUGCAUCGUUCUACUUGGAACAUGCAUGGGAAAAUGAGCCACCUGAAAAUUGGUACGCUUGCGUUCAAUUCGGCCUUGUCCUGUGGAACGUAAAUGACCCAUCCAUCAAAAUCUCUCAUGUUGCGACUCAUCGGUUCAACGCGGAUGAGGGAGACUGGGGAUUCACCCGAUUUUGUGAACUACGGAGGCUGUUCAACGUACCAUGGGAAGGCCGUGGAGUAUCUCUUGUGCAGAAUGAUGAAGCUAUGGUUACUGCCUACGUUCGUGUCGUUAAGGAUCCAACGGGUGUCCUGUGGCACACCUUCCAAAACUAUGACUCGAAGAAAGAGACUGGCAUGGUUGGAUUAAAAAACCAGGGUGCCACCUGUUACCUCAACUCACUUCUACAGUCGCUAUACUUCACCAAUGCAUUCCGAAAGGCCACAUACCAAAUUCCGACUGAGGCGGAAGCCUCCCGGGAUAACAGUGCUUGGACAUUGCAGAGGUUGUUCUAUAAUCUCCAAACGAAUGAAAACCCUGUUUCAACAGCUGAGCUUACUGCAUCUUUUGGCUGGGAGUCGAGACAGAUUUUUGAACAACAGGAUGUCCAGGAACUGUCGCGCAAGCUCAUGGAGAGACUCGAGGAGAAAAUGAAAGGCACGCCAGCGGAGAAGGCAUUGCCGGAGUUAUUUGUCGGAAAGACGAAGACUUACAUUUCCUGCAUAAAUGUCGAUUACGAAUCCUCUCGAGUGGAAGACUUUUGGGAUAUUCAACUCAAUGUAAGGAACAACAAGACUCUGGAUGACAGCUUCAAGGAUUACAUUCAAGUGGAAACGCUCGAGGGCGAAAACAAGUACGACGCUGGGCCACCGUACGGUUUACAAGAUGCCAAGAAAGGUGUUAUCUUCGAAAGCUUCCCCCCCGUCCUACAUCUUCAUUUAAAACGAUUCGAAUAUGACAUCAACCGCGACGCUAUGAUGAAAAUUAAUGAUCGACAUGCAUUCCCUAUGGAAUUUGAUGCCACGCCUUACCUCUCCAAUGAUGCCGAUAAGUCAGAGCCGUGGAUCUAUCAGUUACAUGGCGUGCUGGUACACAGUGGUGAUUUGAACGCAGGUCAUUACUACGCUUUCUUAAAACCUACUAAGGAUGGAUACUGGUAUCGAUUUGACGAUGAUAGAGUUACCCGAGCUACUGACAAGGAAGUCCUUGAAGAGAAUUAUGGUGGUGAAUAUGAGCUGGCCAACGGUGCACCCGGCGUCAAGCAACCUUACACGCGUGGUCUAUCAACGAAGCGCUCCAUGAACGCUUAUAUGUUGGUUUACAUUCGGAAGUCAAGGCUGGGCGAUGUACUUCUUCCCAUAAUGAAAGAAGACAUCCCGUCUCACAUCGAGACGCGCCUGGUUGAAGAACGCGUGGAGCUGGCACGCAGGAAAAAGGAAAGAGAGGAAGCCCAUUUGUAUAUCAAUGUUGGAGUCCUGAAUGAGGAGUCUUUCAAAUCUCACCACGGAUUUGAUCUGACGAGCCUUGACCUACCAGCUGGAGACCCGGCACUUCCGAAGCAAUACCGGAUACUCAGGGCUCUAAAGGUUGGCGAGUUUGCUGAGCAACUUGCACAAGAAAAGGGCAUUGAUGCCAACCGAGUUCGAUUCUGGGUCAUGGUAAACCGUCAGAACAAGACAACUCGACCAGAUCAGGUUAUUAAGGAUCCAGAUAUGACAGUGGAAGAGGCCUACAGCAGAUUCGGUACGAAAGGGAACCCGUUCAGAGUUUGGAUGGAGGUCGGACAACCCUCCGCGGAUGGAACGGUUUCUUGGCCAGACAGCAACAACUCGGUGCUAGUCUUCUUGAAACACUUUGAUGCCCCGUCGCAGAUAUUGUCGGGUGUUGGUCCUGUAUAUGUUCGCAAAAAUCAGAAGGUAGCUGAGCUUGCCCCAGCAAUCCUUGAGAAGAUGGAUUGGCCUGCCGGUACAGAGUUCAUGCUGUUUGAGGAAAUCAAACAUAAUAUGAUCGACGUUAUGAAGCCAAAGCAGACCUUCCAGCAAUCCGAGAUCCAGGAUGGCGAUAUCAUUACAUUCCAGAAAUCGAUCAAGGAAGCGGACUUACCUUCCACUGCUCUCUAUCAGGAUGCGCGACAGUACUAUGACUACCUUUUGAAUCGGAUUAGCGUUACUUUCGCCCCUAUAAAGGCUGGCGAAGGCGAUGAAUUUACUUUAACCCUGAGCCGCAAGAUGACUUACGACCAGUUCUCUAAGAAAGUUGGUGAACAUUUGAACGUCGAGUCUACGCACUUGCGCUUCGCUCCUGUCAUGGCAAGCACGGGGAAACCCAAGCAAUUCAUCAAACGCAACCCAAACCAAGCGAACCAGACCCUCUAUCAAAUCCUCAGUGGAACAAUGGCCGGAUAUGGGUAUAGCAUGCACCGUUCUGAUGCACUGUAUUAUGAGGUUCUGGAGACAAGCUUGAGCGACUACGAGUCCAAGACUUCCUUGAAAGUGACCUGGCUUCCGGAAGGCAUUACGAAAGAGCAAGUUGUGGAAGUCUUGGUACCCCGGGAUGGCACCAUUUCAGAUCUCCUCAGCGGAUUGCAAAAGAAGGCAAAUAUUGAUGAUGACACGAUCCGUGAAGUUAGGAUCUAUGAGACGCACGCCGGUAAAAUUUAUAGAGACUUCGUGGGAGAUGCCAAAAUUGCCGGUAUCAACGAGUUCGUAACACUAUAUGCCGAAGGAAUGCCCGAGGAAGAGAUCAAUAUGGGAGAGGGCGAGCGCACAAUUAACGCCUAUAACUUUGAUCGUGAUUUGAACAGGCCACAUGGUGUGCCGUUCAAGUUCGUUCUCAAACCGGGCGAGGUCUUCAAAGAAACAAAGGAGAGGCUUUCCAAGCGGACUGGCAUCAAGGGUAAACAAUUUGAAAAGAUCAAGUUUGCUGUGGUUCCUCGUUCACUAUACUCAAACCCGCGAUAUCUUGAAGACGAUGAUAUCCUUUCCGACAUUGUCGGCGAUUCUGACGACCUCCUUGGCCUCGACCAUGUAAAUAAGAACCGCAGCUUUUGGAACAGAAGUGAGUCGUUUUUCAUCCGAUAG
Molecule: messenger RNA, 3120 nt
Organism: Aspergillus bombycis
Lineage: Eukaryota; Fungi; Ascomycota; Eurotiomycetes; Eurotiales; Aspergillaceae
Product: ubiquitin-specific protease UBP15
Exons: 7
Coding region: 1-3120 (1039 amino acids)
Biological process (GO): regulation of protein stability; protein deubiquitination
Cellular component (GO): cytosol; nucleus
Molecular function (GO): protein binding; cysteine-type endopeptidase activity; cysteine-type deubiquitinase activity
Source: RefSeq, a predicted model, not a curated record